AUGGCAGCCGCCGCCUACGUGGACCACUUCGCGGCCGAGUGCCUCGUGUCCAUGUCCAGCCGCGCCGUCGUGCACGGCCCGCCGCGCCCCGAGCCCCAGGCGGGCCCCGAGGGCGCGGUCCUCGCCGUGCCCGCCGUCCCCAGCGCCGCCGCGGCCACCUCCCCGGCCCGGGACGCGGCCAAGGACAGCGCGUCGCUCUUCGUGGUGGCGCGGAUCCUGGCCGACCUCAACCGGCACGCCGCGCCCGCGCCCGGCCCGGAGGAGCGCCCCGCGCCCGCGCCCCCCGCACCCCCCGCGCCGGGACCCCCCACGGGCGGCGGCCAGCCGGGCCCCAGACAAAGGGGCCGGCGGGGCCGCGGUCGCGCCGACCUGGAGUCGCCCACGCGCAGGCACCGCUGCCACUACGCGGGCUGCGAGAAAGUUUACGGCAAGUCCUCGCACCUCAAGGCGCACCUCAGGACGCACACAGGCGAGCGGCCCUUCGCCUGCAGCUGGCAGGACUGCCACAAGAAGUUCGCCCGCUCCGACGAGCUGGCCCGCCACUACCGGACGCACACGGGCGAGAAGAAGUUCAGCUGCCCCAUCUGCGACAAGCGCUUCAUGCGCAGCGACCACCUGACCAAGCACGCUCGCCGCCACGCCAGCUUCCACCCGGGCAUGCUGCAGAGACGCACCGGUGGCUCGCGCACCGGCUCGCUCAGCGACUACAGCCGCUCAGACGCCAGCAGCCCCACCAUCAGCCCGGCCAGCUCGCCCUGAGCCCGGCCCCUGACCGGCAGCACCGGC
This is a messenger RNA of Suncus etruscus (white-toothed pygmy shrew), 786 nucleotides long. It is a transcript of the gene KLF13, whose product is annotated as KLF transcription factor 13. Bases 1 to 759 code for a protein of 252 amino acids. Gene Ontology annotation, biological process: regulation of transcription by RNA polymerase II. Gene Ontology annotation, molecular function: DNA-binding transcription factor activity, RNA polymerase II-specific; RNA polymerase II cis-regulatory region sequence-specific DNA binding. The record is from RefSeq and is a predicted model, not a curated record. NCBI's taxonomy places the organism in Eukaryota, Metazoa, Chordata, Mammalia, Eulipotyphla, Soricidae. The transcript is spliced from 2 exons.